This is a messenger RNA of Trypanosoma conorhini, 3186 nucleotides long. RefSeq names its product putative protein SERAC1-like. The transcript has a single exon. Gene Ontology annotation, molecular function: protein binding. The record is from RefSeq and is a predicted model, not a curated record. Bases 1 to 3186 code for a protein of 1061 amino acids. Lineage: Eukaryota; Euglenozoa; Kinetoplastea; Trypanosomatida; Trypanosomatidae.
AUGCUCGUCCAGGUGGACAAGGCGGUGUCGCUGCGCCUCGCGGAGGCGGCGGCCAACACGGACGAGGCGGAGGGGGAGGAGAGGCAGGGCGCGGGGUCAUCGCAGCCGUCGCUCCUGCGCUCGCUGAGAGGCAUCGUGUUUUACGCCACACCCCACUUCGGGGCCCCGAUUGCAAGCGUCGUGACGGGACUGAAGCGGUACUACGAGAGCAUCGGCGGCAUGGCUCCCUCGGCGAUACUCACCACCCUCGGCGACCACAGCAAGGAGGAGUUGCUGAGCCUCAAUGAGCAGUUCUUCCAGGCGAUUGAGGGCUGCAGCGACGCGGGGUACGUCCACGUUCUCUCCUUUGGGGAAACCCGGCGCCUGAAUGGGGUGCUGCGCAUCGUGGAGCCGGCGUCUGCCAACCCCGCCGCGGAUGACCCGCGGUUUCCGUUUUACCUCCUUGACGCCGACCACCUCGGCAUCAAUCGGCCCGUCUCAAAGGAGCAGCCGGCCUACACGAUUUUGUUUGGCUUUCUUAAGCGCAUGCAACGCGACGGACUGCUCUCUCGCACGGAAGGCAGCAAGACGGCUGCUGCCGCCGACGCCGGAGAGCUCCCGAGACGGCAGGAGGUGGAAGGCAAUGACAAGGCAGCUGUUGUAGCGAUGGGGGAGCCGCUUCUCGGCGAUGCUGCCCUGCCCCAACGUGAGAGUAAGGAGGGGCUUGAGGUGCGUAUGUUGCUUCACCUGCUGGAUCACUGGGUUCGGCGGCUGCGAACGCACUCCACAACCCUCUUUGGCUUCAUGAUGCCCAUGCAGCUGAGCAAACUCCUGGCGUUGGUGAAGGACAUCGUCGACUACGUCACCGCGUCUUUUUCCUCGACAGAAACGGCCAAUGAGGCCUACCUACUGAUACCACUGCGCCUCCUUGCCUACUGGGCAGAACGCGCCGUUUCUACGCUAGAGAACUUCUUAAUGUGUCAAGCCGAGCGCUCUGUUAUGCAUCACCUUUCUGCCCUGGAGAGUCGCACGCUGCACGACAUUGAUUGCGCUGCGGCGGCGCUGCGGCGUGAGUGGGAGUGGUUUCACCUGCAGCUCUGCCAAACGCAUCUCCUCCCGGACGGCUACCCGGUCGUGAUCUUCUUUUCACAGUCCGUCACGCUCACCGUCGCGGAUGCCAUGAUGGACGACGCUGGCUGUCUGCUUGUGUUGGCCACGCAGUGUGUGCCGGAGGCCUGUGGGUGGCAGCGGGACGCGGCGAUCUCGUGGGGGUCGCAGGAGACACACGCCCGGCUUCCGCCCUCCGUCUCUAUGGUGGGCGCCCUGCUCACCGGCUGGAUGUGCCUUGGCGUCACCCGCAGGUACCGCUGCGCCACAGCGGCAUUCGAGCGCCUCCUCCGCGACUUGCGGCUGCUGCAGCAGGACGCAAGCGACGUGCUGCAGCCAGCGGCGACGGCUACUCCCCCCCGCGCGCGCCCCAGCGCCCAGGAGGCCAACUUUACGUGGUGGUGGGGGGGCGGCGGCGGCAAGGCAAAGACGAUGAGUGUAGAGAGAAAAAAAAACCUUUUGCAGGUGUUUGCGUUGCUGGCGCAAGCCAGUCUGUGCUGGAGCCUUUUCCUGCUUGCCCAGCUCCCCGGGGCGGUGACAGCUUCCGCGCCACCGAGCGCAGACAAGUGUGCGGGGGCGCUGCAUCAGGCCCUGAUGGAGGGCUCUCGCCGCUGCGGCCUGCUGGAGCGCAGCCUUCGCAUCGACAGCAUCACGGGCCGCCCGUUUGCCUCCAUAAAGCGCAUUCCGGCGGCGGCGUCGCGGGCGGAGGGGAAACCGCGCCAUGCCGCGGGGGCGACGGAGAACAAAAAACGUUCACCCGUCCGCGCAUCCACCCUCCUAAAGGGCGCCGCGCUGCGACGCAGUCUCACCUUUAUUUGGGACGACGUCCGGCAGGGGGAGAGCAGCGAAGAGGCGGCAAAUCGCUUUGCCGCCAGCGUGUUGGUCUUCUGGUGGAUCAUCGAGAGGCGUGUGAGGUUGCACGGCGCCGUGGGCACUGCGGACGGCGGAGCGGUCAAGGAGACGCAGGAAAAGGGCGCCUUGCAGGACCGGUCGCCGUGGGUCUGGGAGAACGCCCACCCCCGCGUGAAGAGUCAGUGGCUCACCUGGUGGUGCGUCACCAGCGACCCUGUCAAGAACUCCGGCGAGAUGAAUACCGGGCAGCUUCGACUCUUGACGGAGGCACUGCAGCUCCACAACGGCAAUGCGCUGGCGUUGUACCUAACUGGGCGGCACCACCUCUGGCGAGGCCAGCUGGUCCCUGCCGCGGAGGCGUACCUGCGCGCCUUGGAGUCCACGCGGAGCGUGGACAACGCGCUCUACCGCGUCUCCGCCGUCGGCCUCGGCUGGGCGCACCUGCACCACCACCGCUGCGACGGGCGCGAGGGCGGCGGGGUGGACCUCCUCGCCCUGCUGGGGGGCCCGUCUGGGCUGCGGGAGUCCUGGUGGCUGCGGCAGGGAGAGGCGCCUGCGCGGCAGUGCGGCGCCACCGUCACUGCCGCCGACACGGCGGACGCGCACGAAGGCGGCGAGGACGUUGCACACCACCUGAAGCGAGCCUCCGCCCUCUUUGAGGCCGUGCUGGCCUUCGACCCCCACGACAAGGGGGCGCUGUGUGGGAUGGGGCGCGUGAAGAUGUUAGACGUGGAGGCGGCGUGCAGGGUGGCCUUCCCAGCCGCCCGCCGACACUUCGAAACUGUGCUGGGGGCAACGGCGGCCACGCCAGAGACGGGCUGGGAGCGAAAGGGGAAUCGGGAGGACGGCAUUGCGGCCUUCGACGAUCGGCUGUGGGAGUCACGUGCGGCGUACUGGAUGGGGGAGAUCCAUAGAUGCAGCCCGGAGGCAGACAUCGAGGCAAGCGAGACACUCGCAAGCAACAUGCAGGAUGUGAAGGCGUGGUGGGAGUACGCGGUGGGGCGGCACCCGCGGAACGAUUGGGCCCUCACCGCGCUGGGGCUUCUUUACGCGGGGCAUCGGCCUCGACGCCACCACGGCGACGCCGAAGCGGCGCGGCAGUGCGGGGCGGGGGUGGAGCUGCUGCAGCGCUCACUGGCCGUGAACGCAAAGAACACCUGGACUCUGUGGGGCCUCGCGCAUCACUCGCCCGACGUAACGCAGCGGCAGACGUGCCGCAUGCUGCUGAAGAAGCUGCUACGAAAGUGA